AGUGAUGGUAUACUGUACAUUAUACGAACUGGCUAUAGGAUCAGCGCGACGAUCUUCGAAAGAUGAGAGAGAAUUUUAAAAGAAUGCGCACGUAAGCGCGGGCCAGCCGUUCUCCAGACGCGAGGAUCAUCCGAGAGGGAUGAUGGUGAUGAGGAUUUUACGCGGCUGAUAUAUAUUUACAAAGGGUGAAGUGUCUGUAAGGAAAAAGAAGAAAAUUGUUUUACGCGAAAGGAUAUAUUUUGUGAAUCCGGGACUGGUAGAUAGUUUAGAGGUCAAUAGCCGGGACAUGCAGAAUGGAGGACCGCCGAGCUGGCAAGACUAAAGGCGCCGAUGUUAGACGUGUCACCCAGGAGGUCAAGGAUUACGCGAAACAGGAAUCGAGCGACGAUGACAAGGUUCAAUUGCUCAAGAGCCAGAACCACGACAAAGCACUGGUGGCAAACCAUGCUACCAGUGAGAAGAAAAUCAAAACUCAGUUUAAUCAAACCCCAACGAGUAUAAAAGUCAAUUUUGACAUAGAUCUCUUAGCAGUGGUGCUGUUGAUAGCAGGUGUUGCAACAAGAUUUUACCGUCUUGAAGAACCAAGGAGUAUAGUGUUUGAUGAAUUACACUAUGGCAAGUACGUGAGUCUGUACAUGAAGAAUACAUUCUUUUUUGAUCCACAUCCACCUCUUGGCAAGCAACUCAUAUCCGCAGCUGCAUACUUGGCUGGAUUCGACGGAAACUUCAAGUUUGAUAGAAUCGGUUCUCAAUAUGCAGAGAGUGCUCCUCUUUUUGCUCUUAGACUGAUUCCUGCUCUCUGUGGAAGCUUGCUUAUCCCAACUGCAUAUCACUUAGCAUUAGAAAUAGGAUUAAGACAAUGGAGUGCUGCCAUUGCAGGACUAUUGUUGUUGCUUGACAAUGCACUUUUGACACAAUCAAGGUUCAUCUUGAUGGAGAGUAUCUUGAUACAAUUUUCACUGGUGGGUUUAUUAUGCAUCAUGAAGUUUAGAAAAGUUAGGGAUAAGCCAUUGACAUUAUCAUGGUGGUUCUGGUUAAUUGCAGGAUUUGGAAAUUUAACAUGUGCUUUAUGUGUCAAGUAUGUUGGUUUUUAUUCAUUAUUGCUGGCUCUCUACUUGGUUGGACGUGAUUAUUGGUCACUGAUUCCCAAGAAGCAUCUGUCAACCAUGACUUUAUACUUGCACUUAAUGGCAAGAAUAUUUGUGAUAGGAACAGUUAUUACUUCUGUAUACUUGAGCAUAUUUUAUGUACAUUUAUCAGUGCUUACAAAAGCAGGACCUCAUGACUCCGUUAUGACUAGUGCUUUUCAAGCAAGUUUGGAAGGUGGGCUAGCAAGUAUCACAAAAGGUCAGCCAAUAGAAGUUACACAUGGUUCUCAAAUCACUUUGAGGCAUACACAUGGUAGAGCUUGUUGGUUGCACAGCCAUGACCAUGUAUAUCCACUUAGAUAUCCUGACAAUCGUGGAAGUUCACACCAGCAACAGGUCACGUGCUAUUCGUUUAAAGAUGUCAAUAAUUGGUGGAUUGUUAAGAGACCAGAUAUCAAUGAUCUGGUAGUAACAAAACCUAGUGAGCCUAUCAAACAUGGAGACGUCAUACAGUUGGUGCAUGGAAUUACAAGUCGUGCUCUCAAUUCCCAUGACGUUGCAGCUCCCAUGACUCCCCAAAGCCAAGAAGUUUCUUGUUAUAUUGAUUACAAUGUAUCUAUGCCAGCACAAAAUUUGUGGAGACUUGAGAUUGCAAACCGUGAUCAAGUUGGAAACGUUUGGCAUGCUAUUCAGUCACAAGUACGUUUAGUUCACGUGAAUUCAGAAUAUGCUCUGAAAUUCAGUGGAAGGCAAUUACCAGAUUGGGGAUUCAAUCAGCAUGAAGUGGUAGCUGACAGGCUCAUUGAUCAAUCAGAUUCUAUAUGGAAUGUUGAAGAGCAUCGUUACACAAAAAGCGAGGAUCAAAAGCAGAGAGAAAGAGAACUGCUCAAUGCUGAAAUGAUUCCACUGAAAGCUACAACCCUGAGCUUUUGGGAAAAGUUCAUAGAAUUACAAGCAAAAAUGUUAUUUGGUGGUCAAGAGGUUCAAAAUACUCACAUGUAUUCCAGUAGUCCCUUAGAAUGGCCAACCAUGACAAGAGGUAUAGCUUACUGGGUUUCCACCAAAAGCAAUGCACAAGUUUAUUUGCUUGGCAACAUUGUCAUUUGGUAUUCGGGAACGAUAUCCGUUUUAAUUUACUCGUCUCUUCUGAUUUUGUAUUUAAUGCGAAGACGAAGAAUGUGCUUUGACAUUUUUGAAGAGGAGUGGGAUCGAUUUGUAACUAUAGGGGAAACUUUGUUUGCAGGAUAUCUAAUUCACUUUUUACCGUUCUUUUUCAUUGAGCGAACGCUAUUUUUACAUCACUAUCUACCUGCGUUUAUUUUCAAAGUAUUAUUGACUGCAGCAACAGUGGAUCAUAUUUACUAUCUUAUAAGUGUUCACUGCAACUCAAAAUUGGCCUUAGCUGCUUAUAAAUUAUUUUUGAUAGGUUGGCUUGCUCUAAUUACUUACGUAUUUUGUAAAUUCACUGCACUGAGCUAUGGAAUUACUCCUUUGUCUGCAAAGGAGGUAUUAAAAUUGAGGUGGAAUGAAGAAUGGGACUUUAUUAUCCACAAGACAUAAUUAUCAAGAUGUAGGAAUAUUGACUGACUACUAUUAAGACAUACUGCUCUCUUGAAAGAAACGUUUUAUGUUGGACAUUUUUAAGAAAUGUUAUAAAUUUGAAGCUAUUUAACUUUUUAUCUCUUAAGAAUAUUGACAUCUGUUAAAGACAUUACGAACAUAUCAGCAUCCAGUGCAUUAUUUAUUGUUAUUUUAAAAUAGAAUUGGUUUAAUAGUAAUGUUGAAAAAAAUGAAUUAGUAUUUAAGAAGCAUUAAUGCACAUAAGGGACGAUUGAAAAAGAAGAGAGUUUUAUAACGCAAUAAAAUUUUUAUUUUGUUUAAUGUUUAAUAUCCCAUUAGACAUGUGUUAAAAUCAAUAUAUUUAUUUUGCAAAAGGAGUUUUAUAAAAUCUAAUGUAUAAUUUAAAAAGCAAAAUACACUCGAAAUACUGUAUAUAUAUACUAUAUAUCUAAAUACUACCAGUUGACACGAUUUUAAGAUCUAAAGAUGUUGAAAUGAUUUUAUAUUUAGACUACAUUAGUAAUGUGUAAUGAAUGCGAAUUUAAAUACAAAUUUUGACUUAGAAUUACGUGACUAAAGCUACGUAGAGAGAGCACUUAUAGUCCGUAUAUGGGCCGUUGAUUCAAAUUCACUUGUACAUUUAUGAUUGUGCAAUAAGAGAGUUAAUUUUAGCACAAGAGAGUGUAAUUAAAAUAUUUGUAUAACAAAUUGUUAAUGCACAUCUAAAUAGACAAAAAGAUUACAAUGCUGUACAAAGGAUGUCAAAAGAAUCAAGAUUAUACAAUUUAUACAAAACAAUAAAAAUUCUUAUAAAUUUUAAA
Molecule: messenger RNA, 3469 nt
Organism: Nasonia vitripennis (jewel wasp)
Lineage: Eukaryota; Metazoa; Arthropoda; Insecta; Hymenoptera; Pteromalidae
Gene: rt
Product: protein O-mannosyltransferase 1
Exons: 9
Coding region: 294-2648 (784 amino acids)
Biological process (GO): protein O-linked glycosylation via mannose
Cellular component (GO): membrane; endoplasmic reticulum
Molecular function (GO): dolichyl-phosphate-mannose-protein mannosyltransferase activity
Source: RefSeq, a predicted model, not a curated record